Messenger RNA from Hyaloscypha bicolor E, 882 nucleotides. RefSeq names its product ras-like protein. Gene Ontology annotation, biological process: signal transduction. NCBI's taxonomy places the organism in Eukaryota, Fungi, Ascomycota, Leotiomycetes, Helotiales, Hyaloscyphaceae. Gene Ontology annotation, molecular function: GTP binding; GTPase activity; GDP binding. The coding region runs from base 256 to 882 and encodes 208 amino acids. The record is from RefSeq and is a predicted model, not a curated record. The transcript is spliced from 3 exons. Gene Ontology annotation, cellular component: plasma membrane.
GAGCUUGGCUGAGACACCGCAACCGCACACUCCCAUCUCUGCACCUGAUAUGCAGCGAAGUAUCGCAUGUCCGUCAAUGAUCGCAGCGUGCCUUGAGACAAGCGUCAAAUCAUGAAUCUAUUUAUUCAUCUCCAAGCAUAAGCAAAGCAUUCCAGUUAUAACAGCCCAUCGAAUCCUCUGUCGUCGGGGUCGAGGAAUCAAGCUGGCGUGCUCCAAUCCGCGAAGGACUUUGGCAAAGACGGGAGUUCAACAAAGAUGGCCUCGAAAUUCUUGAGAGAGUAUAAGCUUGUUGUUGUUGGUGGAGGAGGAGUCGGGAAAUCGUGCUUGACGAUCCAGUUGAUACAGAGCCACUUCGUGGAUGAGUAUGAUCCCACAAUCGAAGACACGUACCGUAAGCAAUGUGUGAUUGACGAAGAAGUCGCGUUACUGGAUGUCCUCGACACGGCAGGCCAGGAAGAGUAUGCAGCCAUGCGAGAGCAAUAUAUGCGAACUGGGGAAGGCUUUCUGCUAGUUUACAGCAUUACGGAUCGACAGAGUUUCGAGGAGAUCUUAACGUUCGAACAGCAGAUUUUGUCAGUCAAAGAUAAGGAUUACUUCCCGAUUAUUGUAGUUGGUAAUAAGUGUGAUUUGGAAGGCGAGAGAGUAGUGUCGAGGCAAGAGGGCGAAGCACGGGCUCAUUCCUUUGGCUGCAAAUUCAUCGAGACAUCCGCAAAGUGCCGCAUCAACGUCGACAACGCCUUCUACGACAUGGUUCGCGAGAUCAGACGCUUCAAUAAGGAGUUAUCACGAAUCAUACUGGACACGCGUUUGGGUUAUCCAAGAAAUAGCAGUGAACGCAAACGCCAAAGUUCUCUGCGGAGAGUUCGAGAUUCCUUGGGAUGA